AUUUAACAUACACACGAUACGAGUAGUAUUUGUGGCUGGCAUCAUGGCAGGUAUUGCGUUCGAAGGAGAGAUAGGUAGCGUAACGGCACGGCAAAAAGAAUUUAUAGCUGGAGUGUUAAAUAAAAGAAGACUUAAAGCAAAUAAAGUGCGUAUUGAAACUCUGGGAAAAGCUGGCGAUAACUAUGCUGCUAAUGUUAAGAAGAUUACAGCAGAAUUAGAAGGUGGGGAAACGUUUAAAAUGGUAGCUAAAAUUGCACCCACAAAUGAAGUACUAAGAGCUACAAUGGCCGCUGAUAUAACUUUUGCAAACGAAUGUUUAAUGUAUAGUAAAGUACUACCCAGACUUGUUGAUUUACAACGUGCAGCUGGUUUGUCAAAAGCAGAAUUAUUCCCUUUCCCUGAAUGUUACGGAGUCCUUAUGGAACCUCCAAGUGAAAUUAUACUUUUGGAAGAUUUGAAGGAUUCUAAUUUUGAAAUGCUAGAUCGUUUUACACCAUUGACUAAUGAAAGUGUUAAACAGAUAAUUAAAAAGUUUGCGAUACUACAUUCCUUAUCGUUUGUGUUAAAGAAAAAAGAACCAGACACAUUCGAAACCUAUGCCGAAAAGCUGAUAGAUCUUUCAUCGAUGAUGUUUGGAAAUCCUGACUUCCAAAAAUUUGGAGUUAAUGUUGAGAACGAAACAAUUUCAAUAUUGGAUAACGAUGUAUACAAAAAAGCGGUACGCGGCAGUUUAUCUCAAAUAUGGAAGCACGGCAUAAAGAUUUUUAAAAAUCAACGUAAUAUUAGAUAUUCCGUUAUAACGCAUGGGGAUGGAUGGACCAACAAUAUAAUGUUCCGAUUGAAGGAAUCCAUUCCAGUGGAUGCUAUUUUGAUCGACUACCAGAUGUCAAAGGUCGGAAGCCCCGUGUGUGACCUUCAAUAUAUGAUAUUCAUUUGUACAGAUUAUAAAACACGGCACCAACAUUUUUACGAGUGGAUAGACCUUUAUCACUCCGAAUUGGACAAAUCUUUGGCCAAUUUCGGGUUGAAAGUCAACUAUGUCUAUCCCAGGGACCAACUCGAUGCUGAUUUACGAAGACAUUCAAAAUUUUUCUUCUCCUCAGCAAUUUUACUAUGUUCUGUGUUAAUACAAAAACCAGAAAAUGCAGCUAAAAUGAGAGAGGCAAUGGAAAAUGUUGCAGAAGCAAAAGAUGUAGCUGAAGCUUUGCUACACAUGACAAAUCUAGAUUCAGAUUCUGUUCAAUUGUAUAAAAGGAAGAUUGAAGAUUUGGUUGAUAGCUACCGUGAGCUGGGUUACCUUGAGUAACUGCUACUGAUAUAAACGUACAUCAG
Messenger RNA from Amyelois transitella, 1332 nucleotides. RefSeq lists its product as uncharacterized. Bases 44 to 1306 code for a protein of 420 amino acids. Lineage: Eukaryota; Metazoa; Arthropoda; Insecta; Lepidoptera; Pyralidae. The record is from RefSeq and is a predicted model, not a curated record. The transcript has 2 exons.